Molecule: messenger RNA, 315 nt
Organism: Symbiodinium pilosum
Lineage: Eukaryota; Dinophyceae; Suessiales; Symbiodiniaceae
Source: the annotation of a GenBank genome assembly
AUGAAGCAAAUGCAGAAGCACGCAAAGCAGCUUAAAUCAUUACGAGGCGUUUUCAAAGAAAUUGACAACGACCAGUCCAAUUUGGUCAGCCUUCAAGAGCUCAAGGAUGCCCUCAAAGAAAAGAAGCUUGCCAGCUUCCUUGAGUCCAUGGACAUUUCCACCCAGGACAUCUGGACAUUGUUCACGGUCAUGGAUUCCGAUGGCAGCGGCGAUGUCACCUUAGAAGAGUUUGUGACGGGCUGCAUGCAGCUGCAGGGCCCUGCUCAAAGCAUCCAGCUGGCGCGUAUGAGACAUGAGCAUCUGAGAACCCGCGGG